Cajanus cajan (pigeon pea) is the source of this 810-nucleotide messenger RNA. NCBI's taxonomy places the organism in Eukaryota, Viridiplantae, Streptophyta, Magnoliopsida, Fabales, Fabaceae. The record is from RefSeq and is a predicted model, not a curated record.
AUGUGUGAUGCAUCAGGUGAGGAAGAUGUGGACAUGGGUGGCAUUCGAGGUGUCAAUAGUCGAGUCAUGGGAUUGCUUUGGAGAAAUAAGGAUGCAUUUUACAAAAAUAAGAUUGAGAAAGAUGAUCCCCCUCAUAGGUUAGGUGGUGAACAAGUGUGGCAAAUGGUUUAUGACAUCCCUAAAACAACUGAAGUAAGGAUAUGCAAUGUUCCAGGUGAGGAAGAUGUGGACAUGGGUGGCAUUCGAGGUGUCAAUAGUCGAGUCAUGGGAUUGCUUUGGCUAAGUGCUGCUGCAAAGAUAGCUGAGGCUUUGGCAUAUAUGCAUGAGGAGUUUCUUGAGAAUGGAAUAGCACAUGGUAACUUAAAAUCAAGUAACAUUUUGUUUGACAAGAACAUGGAUCCAUGCAUAAGCGAAUAUGGGCUAAUGAUGGCAGAAAAUCAAGAUCAAAUUGUCCUUUCCCACAACAGAAACCUCAAAAACAAAGAUCUGAUUGCAGCCACCUUCAAAGCUGAUAUAUAUGCCUUUGGUAUGAUACUUCUGGAGCUUCUGACAGGGAAAGUAAUUAAAAAUGAUGGAUUUGAUUUAGUAAAAUGGGUGAAUUCAGUGGUCAGAGAGGAAUGGACUGUUGAAGUUUUCGACAAGACCCUAAUCUCACAAGGUGCUUCUGAAGAAAGGAUGAUGAAGUUGUUGCAGGUAGCAUUAAAAUGCGUAAAUCCUUCUCCCAAUGAUAGGCCAAGUAUGAGCCAAGUUGCAGUGAUGACAAAUUCUUUGAAAGAGGAGGAAGAAAAAUCCAUAUCAUUUGACACAUGA